UCUCCCCCGCUUGUUAAUCUUUGUUCCCCUUUUCUGCUGAGAGGAGGGAAAAAAACAGGGAGAGGGAGAAAGAAAAGAAGGAAAAAGGCGUGACUCGAUUUUCAAACGAAACUCCCACAGCAAACAAAACCCUUUUAGAGAAAUAAGAAAGGAGGAAGGAGGAAGAAAAGAGGAAAGGGGAAGAAAAAAAAAGAGAAGCCUCCAGGCUUGCAAUUCGAGUAGCAGAGUUGCACCGAAAGAAAAGAAGAAAAAUCCUCUCUGCGGUAGAAAGAGAAAAAGAAAACUUGGGCCGACAAGAGGGGGGUGCUGGGGGGGUGGAAGGAAGUGAGAAAACAAAAGAGAGAUAAAAGGGCUGCUUUUCUGUCUCUCUUCCUCUGCGAGCUGGCUUAGGAGGAGCUGUUUAGCAUCCCUUCACGUCAGCCCUGCCUCAUUCCCUUCUUCCAGGGAGGGAGAGAGCGCGAGCGAGCGAGCGCGAGAGAGAGCAGGAGGGAGAGAGGGGGGGGGGAGAGAAAGAGAGGAGCCGAAGGGAGGGUGGCAGAGCAGGGCGGGCGCGCGUGGAGGCGGCGCGCAGCAGCAACCCGGGCGGUGGGCAGCAGGAGCCCCCGGCCCGCCCGGCCCGGCCAGCCGAGGGCACCCAGCACCAGGAGCCGCGCCCGGACCCAGGAAAUGCCCUCCUAGCCAGCCGCCACAGGAUGGAGGGCUUCAUGGACUCAGGGACACAGACGGACGCUGUGGUGGUGCUGUCCUUGGCUCAGGCUGCCGUGCUGGGCCUGGUCUCAGAGAAUGAGCUCUUUGGAGCCACCAUAAGUGCUGAGGCCUUCUAUCCAGACCUAGGGCCAGAACUGUCUGGGACAGCCGUGGGGGAGCCGGGACCACCAGGGCCCGACAUCUAUCAGCUGGCCUGUAAUGGGCGAGCCCUGGAAGAGCCCCCGGAAGAGGAGGUGCUGGAGGUAGAGGCAGCCUUUGAGAAGCACACCCGGAGGAAGACGCGGCCCCCUGUGCGGCUGGUACCCAAGGUCAAAUUUGAGAAAGCGGAAGAGGAAGAGGAACAGGAAGUGUAUGAGGUAUCUGUGCCUGGUGACGACAAGGACCCGAGCCCCGCAGAGGCUCCUGCCGAGGUGGCCGGUGGCGGCUGCGAGGCCCUGGUGCAGAGCAGUGCCGUCAAGAUGAUCGACCUCAGCGCCUUCAGCCGCAAGCCCCGGACGCUCCGGCACUUGCCUCGAACUCCAAGGCCAGAGUUGGACAUGGCCCCCUUCGAUCCUCCUUUCCCCAACCCAACCCGGGACGGCUUCCCCGAGCCCAGCAUGGCACUACCUGGACCAGAGACUUUGCCCACCGAAUGUGGUUUUGAGCCGCCCCACCUGGCCCCGCUGAGCAAUCCUGACCCUCCCCCCAUGACAUCGCCAGAACUCGUCAAACCAGAGCAGGGCUUCGUGUGGCAGGAGUCCAGUGAGUUCGAGGCCGACCCGGCAGGCUCCACGGUGGAGCGGCACAAGAAGGCGCAGCUGGACCGGCUGGACAUCAACGUGCAGAUUGAUGACUCUUACCUGGUGGAAGCGGGUGACCGCCAGAAACGCUGGCAGUGCCGCAUGUGUGAGAAGUCCUACACGUCCAAGUACAAUCUGGUGACGCACAUCCUGGGCCACAACGGCAUCAAGCCACACUCGUGUCCGCACUGCAGCAAGCUCUUCAAGCAACCCAGCCACCUGCAGACACACCUGCUGACGCACCAGGGCACGCGGCCCCACAAGUGCCAGGUGUGCCACAAGGCUUUCACUCAGACCAGCCACCUCAAACGCCACAUGCUGCUGCACUCUGAGGUCAAGCCCUACAGCUGUCACUUCUGCGGCCGCGGCUUCGCCUACCCCAGCGAGCUUAAGGCGCACGAGGUGAAGCACGAGAGUGGCCGCUGCCACGUCUGUGUCGAGUGCGGCCUAGACUUCUCCACCCUGACCCAACUCAAGCGCCACCUGGCCUCCCACCAGGGCCCUACCCUCUACCAGUGCCUCGAGUGUGACAAGUCCUUCCACUACCGCAGCCAGCUGCAGAACCACAUGCUCAAGCACCAGAACGUGCGGCCCUUCGUGUGCACGGAAUGCGGCAUGGAGUUCAGCCAGAUCCAUCACCUCAAGCAGCACUCCCUCACCCACAAGGGCGUGAAGGAGUUCAAGUGUGAGGUGUGUGGCCGAGAGUUCACCCUGCAGGCCAACAUGAAGCGCCACAUGCUGAUCCACACCAGCGUCCGGCCCUACCAGUGCCACAUCUGCUUUAAGACCUUCGUGCAGAAGCAGACGCUCAAGACCCACAUGAUUGUGCACUCGCCCGUGAAGCCAUUCAAGUGCAAGGUGUGUGGGAAGUCCUUCAACCGCAUGUACAACCUGCUGGGCCAUAUGCACCUGCACGCAGGCAGCAAGCCAUUCAAGUGCCCCUACUGCUCCAGCAAGUUCAACCUCAAGGGAAACCUGAGCCGGCACAUGAAGGUCAAGCAUGGCGUCAUGGACAUCAGCCUGGACAGCCAAGACCCCAUGAUGGAGCUGGCAGGCCCCGACCCCUCUGAACUUGACAGCCAACAGGAGAUGGAGGACUUCGAGGAAAACGCCUACACCUACGCCAGUGUGGACAACAGCACGGAGGCCAGCGCCCUCACUGAGCAGGCCAUGAAAGAAAUGGCCUACUACAAUGUGCUAUAGCAGGCCCGCGGAGUGGGCGGGGAGGGCACAGGGUGAGACCCACGUACUGAGGCCUGCACCUCUGCAGCCCAGAACCAAGCUACUGCCCGCUGCCCGCCCCCCCGCCCCCACCCCCACCCCCACCCCCACCCCCAGUCAUUUGCACCACUAGGGACCUUUAGACCAAAUGGAGACUGUACUACUGUCCUUGCAGGGAGCUGGGCGCAGACCUAGGCAUCCCGGUGAGGGAAAGGUAACCAGGAGGCCCAGCUCUGGUUCUCCUUGGCCUGCUGCUGUGGGUGGGUAGGGGAAAUGCUAGUGAGGUCUCUUACAGGCAUGGGGGCACAGACUUAGGUGUCUUCUCCAAGCUGCCUCAGGCCCAUGGGGGUGCCUGAGGAAGAGAAUGCUUGAGCCAGGUCUCCUCUCUCUUCUACACCGACUCUGGCCUUUAAGGACAUCUGAGCUCCUACACUGGUCAGCACUGCCCACCCCCAAUCCUGCUCAGACCCAAGAACCUCUUCCCUUCCCCUGUCACUCAACAACCAGGCAGGGCACUCUGCCUUCUACCUCCUGGGCCUCCCCUUGCUCCAUCCAGACAUGCAUGCGGCCCUAGCCCUGGCCCUGCCUGUAGGAGAGCCGGGGAGCCCAGCCUCCAGAGCCCCCUCCCAGCCAGCCGGCAGAGCGUCCUCAUCCUCAGCCCUGUUGGGAAGAACAUCCCCAGUGUGCAUUUCGGUGAACUUCAUCCAGUUCUGUCCUCACCAGACAAAAUCAGGACGCGUCUUGUGUCUGGCAUACAUUAACAAGGACAGGCUGAGCCAAGGGGAAGGGUAGGGUGACAUCCCUGGGACCAAGAGGAGGACUAGAACAGUUUUGGUUUUUGUUUUUAUGAGCGAGCAGGUAUUGUAAGGAGUGGGUGAGUUGAGGCUCAGCAGGAUCCCAGGGAAGGGCAUAUCUAAAAAGGAAAUUGAAAACCAUUGACGGGGGGGGGGGGGGGGAUUCAGUUUUGGGCAAGUGAGGAUAUUUUAAAGGUAAUUUUCUAACUCUCUUAUCUGUCAUCUUUGAUGGAGCAAUGGAGAGGCAAGCCGAAGCUUUCCUGUGUGCUGUGCACUCCCAGCUUCCCUAAAGCAGCCAGGCAUGGUGUACUUGGGCCCAGGAGGGACCCAUGAUCUGUGUGCCCUGGCCCUAGGAGGUAUGUCACUAGCUGUGGGGGCCUCAGAUGGCUAAAGCAGGAGGGAAGGAGUCAGAGAGCCUACAGGGCCCUGUCCAGCCAGUGGCUCCGCCAUCCAGGGAACCAAGGUCUCUGACUCCAUGCGGCCAGCUGCCCCCUCUCACCUGCCCACUCCCCUCCGCUCCACCUUCCAGGUAGUGACAAACACAUUCAGAAACUCCAGAGCACCCUAACCCUGCCCAUAAAUCCCAAGGUCCCUCAGGGGAGGAGCAGGCAGGGCCAACCCCGAAAAGGCACAGAUGAAGCCACCAGCUUUGGCUGAAAAACCAAGAGGGGGACCCAGCUGGGGUGGAAGGUGCUGAUCUCAAGUGCGACUGCCCCCAAGCCUGUGUCCCUAAGUGAGACACCAAGCCAGGCCUCAGGGUAACUGUUCCAAACCGGGGGCAAGGUGGACACACUGGCCCACAUGUGGUUUCCCAAGGCGCCCCAGCCUCCCAGGUGCCCUCCAUGAUGACCCUCAGGUGUCAGUGAUUCGGCAUCACUGUACAAGACAUUUCUCCUGCUGAGCAGAAGGCAUCACCCCUGCAAACUACCUCUUCCCACAAUGACUUUCUCCCCUGGUACCAAAAAGCACCCUGUACCUCCUCCUCCUGCCAGUGCGGUGGCCUUGGUCUUGGAAACGGAAGGGAGAAGUCUGGCCUGGGUGGGGUCUUUCAUUGCCUCCCAGCCCGCCAUUGGCACAACCCUCUGAGGGGUACCAUGCUCAGAAAACCCCCAGCCCUACGCCUUGUGCCUGGGCCAUGCAGAGAGGAAGGUACUACAUAGUGCACAGUUGGAGCUGGGGGCGGUCCUGGCAAGGCUCCGGCCUCACCUCUCCCGGCCUUCUGGAAAGGGUAGCUCAAGCCCUGGUCGGAUUCCACUCUGACUUAUUGACGUGUACACAAACCAACUGUUUAGACAACACUUGUGCAGAGCCCUACUGUGUUUAUGUUCCUGUUUAAAAGAGAAGUUUACUUAGCAAUAAUUAUAAAUAAAUGGAUAUUCUUUAGCGAGGCGACUGUACAUGCUUCUUCCCACUGCUCUUUUUUUUUUUUUUUUUUUUUUUUUUUUUUUU
This is a messenger RNA of Microtus oregoni (creeping vole), 4951 nucleotides long. RefSeq names its product zinc finger protein 710 (gene Znf710). Lineage: Eukaryota; Metazoa; Chordata; Mammalia; Rodentia; Cricetidae. The record is from RefSeq and is a predicted model, not a curated record. The coding region runs from base 693 to 2690 and encodes 665 amino acids. The transcript is spliced from 5 exons.